AUGCUGUUCUCCUGCUGUUCUCCUGUUGUUCUUCUGUUCUCCUGCUGUUCUCCUGCUGUUCUCCUGCUGUUCUUCUGUUCUCCUGCUGUUCUCCUGCUGUUCUCCUGCUGUUCUUCAGGGCUGUGUCUGUUGUGUGUCCUUCAGGGCUCUGUUGGCUCUGAUGCUGUGGUGAAGGUGGAGGACGACGUGAAGGGGAAGAAGAAGCGUAAGAAGGGGGAGGAGGUGGAGGAGGAGGGUCUGGACGAGAGCAUGUUGGACUGGUGGUCCAAGUACUUCGCCUCUAUAGAGACUCUGACCGAGGUGCUCCGGGCUCAGGAAUCUGCUCUCUCCGACACAGAGGACAAUAACGACAUGGAUUUGGCCGAUGGAGAAAUCAAUCUGGAUGAAUCUCCUGUGAAAGGAUCCAAGAAAGGAAAAGGCCGAAAGAAGAAGUCCAUGGUCCACGACCCGUUUGAGAAGAAGAAACCCAAACUGGACGAGCUCAAGGUGUACCAUAAAGAGCUUGAGAGUGAGUUUGAUAACUUUGAAGACUGGCUCCACAGUUUUAACCUGUUCAGAGGAAAAGCCGGAGACGACGAGGAGCAGAACGCCACCGACGAGGACCGCAUCGUUGGGAAGUUCAAGGGCUCCUUGUGCAUGUACAAAGUGACGGAGGACCAGAGCCGAGAUUCAAACUUCGACUCGAACUUAGGAAUGUUCCAGAACAUUCCUCACAAUGACCCGGUGAACGUCCUGGUGCGGGUCUACAUCGUGAGGGCCACAGACCUUCAUCCCGCCGACAUCAACGGUAAAGCAGAUCCUUACAUCACCAUCAGACUCGGGAAAACUGAGAUCAAAGACAAAGAAAACUACCACAGCAAACAGCUCAACCCUGUGUUUGGAAAGUCUUUUGACAUUGAGGCUAGUCUUCCCAUGGACUCCACUCUGACUGUGUCUAUCUACGACUGGGACCUUGUGGGGACCGAUGACCUCAUCGGAGAGACCAAGAUCGACCUGGAGAACCGCUUCUACAGCAAGCACCGGGCGACGUGUGGUCUGGGCAAGACCUACGCCAUUCAUGGUUACAAUGUGUGGCGUGACCCCCUGAAGCCGUCCCACAUUCUGGCCCGACUGUGUAAAGAGGGGAAGUUGGACGGGCCGCACUACGGGCCCCCAGGCCGCGUCAAAGUGGAGAACCGGGUCUUCAUGGGCCCCACCGAGAUCGAGGACGAGAACGGUCUGAAGAAACAGACCGAUGAGCACGUGGCCCUCAGUGUCCUGAAUCACUGGGAGCAGAUUCCAAAAGUUGGCUGCAAACUGGUGCCAGAACAUGUGGAGACCAGACCUCUGCUGCAUCCAGACAAACCAGGGAUCGAGCAGGGCCGGAUAGAACUGUGGGUUGACAUGUUUCCCAAAGACAUGACAGCUCCAGGACCAGCUCUGGACAUCGCCCCCAGAAAACCAAAGAAGUUUGAGUUGCGUGUCAUCAUCUGGAACACGGACGAGGUUGUGUUGGAAGACGACGACAUUUUCACCGGAGAAAAAUCCAGCGACAUCUUUGUCCGAGGGUGGCUGAAGGGCCAGCAGGAGGACAAGCAGGACACAGAUGUCCACUAUCACUCCAUCACUGGGGAGGGGAACUUCAACUGGAGGUUCUUGUACCCGUUCGAUUACCUCAUGGCAGAGGAGAAGAUCGUCAUCUCCAAGAAAGAAUCUAUGUUCGCCUGGGACGAGACGCAGUACAAGAUCCCCCCGCGUCUCAACCUGCAGUCCUUCCGUUUCCUGGGCACCACCAUCACCCAGGACCUCAAGUGGGAGCCGACCAUCAGCUCCCUCAUCAAGAAGGCCCAGCAGAGGAUGUACUUCCUGCGGCAGCUCAGGAAAGCCAAGCUGCCUGCACAGAUGUUGACCUCCUCCAUCACCUCCUCCAUCACCUCCUCCAUCACCUCCUCCAUCACCUUCUCAUCACCUCCUCAUCACCUCCUCAUCACCUCCUCCAUCACCUCCUCCAUCACCUCCUCCAUCACCUCCUCAUCACCUCCUCCAUCACCUCCUCAUCACCUCCUCCAUCACCUCCUCAUCACCUCCUUCAUCACCUCCUCCAUCACCUCCUCCAUCACCUCCUCCAUCACCUCCUCAUCACCUCCUCCAUCACCUCCUCAUCACCUCCUCCAUCACCUCCUUCAUCACCUCCUCCAUCACCUCCUCCAUCACCUCCUUAUCACCUCCUCCAUCACCUCCUUCAUCACCUCCUCCAUCACCUCCUCAUCAUCUCCUCCAUCACCUCCUUAUCACCUCCUCCAUCACCUCCUUCAUCACCUCCUCCAUCACCUCCUCAUCACCUCCUCCAUCACCUCCUCAUCACCUCCUCCAUCACCUCCUCAUCACCUCCUCCAUCACCUCCUCCAUCACCUCCUCAUCACCUCCUCAUCACCUCCUCCAUCACCUCCUCCAUCACCUCCUCAUCACCUCCUCCAUCACCUCCUCCAUCACCUCCUCAUCACCUCCUCAUCACCUCCUCCAUCACCUCCUCCAUCACCUCCUCAUCACCUCCUCCAUCACCUCCUCCAUCACCUCCUUCAUCACUUCCUCCAUCACCUCCUCAUCACCUCCUCCAUCACCUCCUCAUCACCUCCUCUAUCACCUCCUCUAUCACCUCCUCCAUCACCUCCUCCAGCACCUCCUCCAUCACCGUGUGGUUCGCUGGAGCCACAGUCAGGGACAAACAGAGACUACAGCGCAUUGUGCGCUCUGCAGAGGAAGUGA
Messenger RNA from Knipowitschia caucasica, 2745 nucleotides. The record is from the annotation of a GenBank genome assembly. Lineage: Eukaryota; Metazoa; Chordata; Actinopteri; Gobiiformes; Gobiidae.